AUGCAAACUAUCGAGAAGGCAUUACAUCAACCAAUGCCAUUUACAACGGGUGGACAAACAAUCACUGAUCGACUUACGGCUGCAAAACAUUCCUUAGCUGGUAGUCAGUUGGGUAAGACAAUUUGUAAAGCUACAACUGAAGAAUUAAUGGCACCAAAAAGGAAACAUCUGGACUAUUUAUUACACUGUACGCAAGAGGCAAACGUUUCUAUUCCAUCAAUGGCAAAUUUGUUGAUUGAACGAACCCAGAAUCUCAAUUGGACUGUUGUUUAUAAGGCGCUUAUCACAAUUCAUAACAUAAUGUGUUAUGGAAAUGAACGAUUUUCACAGUAUCUCGCAUCCUGUAAUACGACGUUCAAUCUAAGCAGUUUUUUGGAUAGAAAUUCCGCUCAAGGUCAUUCACCCAUGGAUUAUAUGCGUUCAUCAACGAAACACUGGGCAUCCCCGGAUUCGGUUUUUGUUGGAUAUGAUAUGUCACAACAUGUUCGACGUUACGGAAAGUAUAUCAGUGAAAAAAUCUACACAUAUCGGCUAUGCGCUUUCGAUUUUUGUAAAGUGAAACGUGGUCGUGAAGAUGGCCUUCUGCGAACAAUGAAUGCAGAUAAGUUAUUGAAAACAUUGCCAAUUUUGCAAAAUCAGAUCGAUACUCUUCUCGAGUUUCAAGUAACUUCAGCGGAAUUAAACAACGGUGUCAUUAACUGUUCUUUCAUUCUUCUCUUUCGUGAUCUCAUUCGCUUAUUUGCAUGUUACAAUGAUGGUAUCAUUAAUUUGCUUGAAAAAUAUUUCGAUAUGAAUAAGAAACAAUGUCGUGAAGCAUUGGACGCCUACAAAUCAUUUCUGCUAAGGUUGGAUAAAGUGGCAUGUUUCUUGAAAGUAGCCGAAUCUGUGGGUAUUGAUCGUACUGAAAUACCGGAUUUAACGCGGGCACCAGCUUCGUUAUUGGAAGCAUUGGAAGCACACCUGGUUUAUCUCGAAGGUGGCAGGGCGCCUUCUGCAGUUCAUCAUGAACAAUUUACUGCAGCAAUGGCACAAUCAACACCAUUAUUUUCUUCCGCGCAAGCGGGAGUUAUUGAUGAUUCGGCAAAACAAAAAUAUUUAGAGGAGGAAAAAGAAAGAUUACGAUUGUUUGAGGAGCAGCGAAAAAGGCAAGCAGCAGCAGGUUCAUCGGGAAUUGAUGCAGCAGGACAUUCGUUCAAUCCAUUCGCUGCAGGUCAGUCAUCAGCUGGCACUGCAGAUCGAUCUGCGAAACCAAGUGAUGAUCUUCUAAGCCUCUUUGAUCCUAUGCCAGGAGCUGGUGGAAUUACUGCACCUUCAGGUUAUGGAGUUGGUGCUGCAGUUAAUGCUACACAGCAACCAAUGGCUUUGGAUUCAACAAAUCCAUUCGCUCAAAAUGUUUUCCAGCAACAACCAGCUAUGGUUAUAUCGGCUAAUCCUCCUGCUCCUGGUUUUGCGGCAUAUCCAAAUAUUAGCAGAACAAAUGCAUUUGGUGCCGAUUUCACAACCGCUUUUAAUGUUGGAGCAGUGGCUCCUGCGACUACUGAAACUAAUGUUGGAUUCAAUCCAUUUCUGACUAGUGUUACUGCGGAUUCGUCUGCACAACCAGCACCUCCACAAUGGCCUGUGGCGGCUGAAGAAACGGAUAAACAAUGGUCUGAAAAAGCCUCGCAAGAUACAGUUCCGCCGCAGGCAUGGACUUCUGCAGUUUCCGAUGUGCAAAGUGAUUCAGCUGCUCAUUCUUCUUGGGGUAAAAACGGUGGUAGCAGUGAGAGUGAUGAAGCAGUUGGAGCUACGGAUACUGAUAUUAAUAGUAAUGUAUCGCAACAACCGAGUGAAAUGAUCAAUUCGGCUCUUCGGAAUCCAUUUAGUGCCAUGCAACAAAAUGCGCAAGCACUGCAUACAGCUGAUGUUAGUGCUGCCGCGAUAAUACCGCAACAACCUGAUAUGCAAACAUUUGGAGCACCGCCAUCUGGUGCAUCAUCCGCAAAUGCAUCACCAAUUCAUUUUGGAGUGACUAUCCAAGCACCUCCGCCACCACCACCACCACCAUCACAGCCAGCAGUGAUUCCGAAUCAAAACCUUACAAUUUACGAACAAACUCCAUUUUCCCGUAUGGAUGGUAGCUAUACUUCAUCACCCAUUGUUCCACGCCUCUUUCAUCAACAAGCAGCAACACCACAUGCUGGCACAACAAAUUUAAACGCAUACGGAGCACAACAAUUGCCAUCGGUACCGUGUGCUGCCACUACACAAGCUGGUAAAUUCAAUAGUGGUGAUUUAGAUAGUGCCCUAUCAUCGCUGGCCGAUAAUCUCUCGGUGAGCGGUAAAGGAGCAACUAAUCAUGGUAAGCCAGUUCAAUGGAAUAAUCAAGGUGGUAGUAUAAGACCUGCAGGUGCAGUACAUGCGAUUGCACAACCGCAAUAUGCUUCAAUUCCACCACAACAGUGGCCACCUAUGGGUGUUUAUGCUCCACAACCAGGCAUAUAUGCUCAACAACCAAUGAUGGGUAUGUAUGCACAACCGGGAUAUAAUCCACAAAUACAGCAAGCAGCUGCACCAGUGUAUGGUAUGACACCAGGCCAAACAGCAUCUCAAACUGGACAAGUGCAGCAAGCGGCAGCACCUCCGCCCCAUCGCCCAUUCAUGUGA
Cercopithifilaria johnstoni is the source of this 2646-nucleotide messenger RNA. The record is from the annotation of a GenBank genome assembly. NCBI's taxonomy places the organism in Eukaryota, Metazoa, Nematoda, Chromadorea, Rhabditida, Onchocercidae.